Molecule: messenger RNA, 1008 nt
Organism: Candidozyma duobushaemuli
Lineage: Eukaryota; Fungi; Ascomycota; Pichiomycetes; Serinales; Metschnikowiaceae
Exons: 2
Coding region: 1-1008 (335 amino acids)
Source: RefSeq, a predicted model, not a curated record
AUGUGGUGGAAGGAAACAUAUUUCACGGAUUUCAGUUUGAGUGAAGAGGAGGCGGUCACUGACGAGAAUGAUCCAGUGCUCAGUUUUGAGGGGACUGUCGAGUAUCUUUUUACGGAAAUGAGCAAAUGUUUCUUCGAAGAACAAUCUCAAUUUGCUUCGAAACAAAUAGGAAGGAUCUUGCACUCAAACUGUGUCCUUAAUCUCCUGGCAAUACCAGAGAGCGAUGAUCAUUUCACAAUGGACGUCAUCAGCGGGAGCUGCUACGACUUGACCGAUGAAGCACUCACUCCGUUGAUACGUCGAUGUGCAUGGGGAUCUGCCAAAAUGUACAAAGAAAAUAUCCAGACAAUCUCAGAUAGAAUGAAUGUGUUGUUUGAGAGACACUAUCGUGGUAAAUUGCUUCAAAAGGAGGAAAGCACUUACGAAGAAGGUUUGUCUUUGGCUUUGGAUCUCGAGGAGGCAAAUGAGCUCAUUGAUUGCCAUCACGAGUCACUCGACAAAAAAAUUCAUGACUUGAUGUCGAAAAAUGGUGAAAUGGAGGAUCCCGAAUUAAGGGCAAGGUUUGCUUUUACCAAGAGCGAAUUGACCUUGGAAAACUUUCUUUGGGCAAAGGUUUUGUAUAAGCCAACAUCCAGAGCACAACUGUACUUCAAAAAUAACUUUCUCAACCCACAUGACAAAAUCUUACUGUGGCUUAAUCGUGACAAGAUUCAAGCUACUUGGGAGCAAGCUGACGUACUUGUACGCCUCGGCCUAGACAUGGUGCCACCGAAGAGAGCCACAGUUGACAGAAUCAGGCGAAACCUCAAGUAUGCUCUUCAGAAAAGUCCAAGCAAGAGAAAAUUGAGCGCUGUUGUUUCUUCCAUAGAAAGAGCCAAACCCUAUCGAGUUGUUUACGAUACCUAUGACAUGAGUUGUUGCAUCAGGUUCUGCUACAUGUACUGCUCAUAUUGUCACUUAACAGGGCAUACAUACGAUGAAUGCCCUGAAAUUGAGCACGACGAUUAG